Molecule: messenger RNA, 885 nt
Organism: Blumeria graminis f. sp. triticale
Lineage: Eukaryota; Fungi; Ascomycota; Leotiomycetes; Helotiales; Erysiphaceae
Source: the annotation of a GenBank genome assembly
AUGUCCGUCGCAAAGGUCGAAGAAAAAACGCGCCGUGCCAGCCCCAGCCCACAACCGAGUGCACCCUUUGAUUUGGCAAAAUAUCAGCGCCUCAAUCGCAGUAUUUGGUACUAUGUCCCCGAAAAACAGCCAAGCACACCAACAGGCGCGCCCAGUGUGAUUCUUCUCGCUGGAUGGAUGGCAGCAACACCGCGACACAUUUCGAAGUAUUCAGCAGGAUAUAGUGCUCUCUACCCACACGCACGCAUCAUUGCUAUCACGACAACACCAUGGGACAUGUUCCCUAUAGAUUGUAUUUCUGGGGGAGUUGGUCGUGUACAGCCGAUAUUAGAUAUUCUUUACGGGCUGCAACCCUAUGAAAAAGUCCUCAUGCACACUAUGUCGAACGGUGGUAUUAUGACGAGCGUUUACAUUGCACGGCUUUUCAAAGAGUUUACCGGUCGCUUGCUGCCGAUUAGCGCCAUUGUGCUUGACAGUGCUCCAGGCAAGGCAACAUGGAGUGCAAGUGUUAAGGCUUUCGGAGUCGUCAUCCCAAAUAAUUUUAUUUUAAUCUUUCUCGGUUACGCUCUAAUCUAUUUCCUAUUCGGAAUUUACUGUGGCAUAUACAAACUGUUCAACAUGUUAGACGGUGUGGCUGAAGGACGCAUAGAAUUUAACAACCCCGAACUAUUCGACGUACAAACUCCUCGACUUUACAUAUACAGCGAGAGCGACCCCAUUGUCGACUGGAAUGAUGUUGAAGAGCAUGCGCACGAAGCUGAAGAGACGGGUUAUCAAGUCAUGUACGAAAAAUUUACAGAAAGUGGCCACGCCGGGCAUCUCAUGGUUGACGCGAACAGGUAUUGGGGCACCGUUCGUCGCAUGUGGGAAAAAAUCAAUUCAUGA